Molecule: messenger RNA, 2006 nt
Organism: Cimex lectularius (bed bug)
Lineage: Eukaryota; Metazoa; Arthropoda; Insecta; Hemiptera; Cimicidae
Product: zinc finger protein OZF-like
Exons: 1
Coding region: 334-1806 (490 amino acids)
Biological process (GO): regulation of DNA-templated transcription
Molecular function (GO): DNA-binding transcription factor activity, RNA polymerase II-specific; RNA polymerase II cis-regulatory region sequence-specific DNA binding
Source: RefSeq, a predicted model, not a curated record
ACCUUCUCAUCUCCGUUUGUUUACAUCGAAGUUCUUUGUACGGGUUGUGUUUAGUGUUUGAAACUAUUUUUCAGUUCGUUUUGAGAAACUUUUUGGUACAAUUUAUGGCCUUUUACGUGCCUAGGAGGAAAAAUCAACAAUUAAGACCACUCGCCCCUAAACAGUACUAGAUUUCGAUCUCGGAUGACGACUGCUAACGACCCAAAAAAGAUGGACCGAAAGCACAGAAGAAAGCGUAAAAUCUCCAAAAUAAUGUACGUUUCAUAAUAAUGAAUUUGAUUACUAUCCCGGGGGGAUUUUUAGAGAUCUUCAAGGCUUCAAAGUCGCUUUGAAAUGUUAGGUCUUCCCCUCAGCUUUCUUCACAUGGAGGAGUACGUGAAACCUGUAUACAACGAAGACGAAAGAGAAGUAAAACGGGAAAUGAACGUAUCGAUUGACUCGAUUAAGCCGGCCGGCCUCUGUAGACGGUGUCAGGAUUUUUAUGACCAGCACGGAUUCUUAUCACCCCACGAUUCAUGCUUGGAUUGUUUGAAAUUAAUAGAAACGGCGGAUAAGAGACCGACGUGUCGGGUCUGCUCAAUGCAGGAUUGUCAUUGCGAGGGGUAUCAGUGCGCUUAUUGCAACCAGAAUUUUCCGACGACUUUCCUCCUCCAGAAGCAUACGUUUAUUCAUUGUGCGGAUUCGUCUAGGCCUGCGAGUGAAACUGACGAGGAGGGCAAAGAGCUCCAGUGUCAGGAGUGCCAUAAGACUUUUGAACUGUUUGAGCCGUCUCGGCACAAUUGCUCCUCCAAAUUCAUCUGCCAUAUCUGUGGGGGAGGCCUCAGCUCGGCCUACAACCUCAGAAUACAUCUGAUGAAGCAUUCCGGAGACCUCCCUCACAAAUGCGAUACGUGUGGAAAGUCUUUCAGCAAGCCGAGUGAGUUGGUGCGCCAUAACAGGGUACACUCAGGUCUGAGACUGGCUUCUAGGCCUGGCCUCAAAUCGUACCCUUGUGAAGUUUGUAACAAACCUUUCACUAGACCGGCAGAUUUGCGCAGGCAUGUUCUCACUCACAGUGGUACUCGCCCUUUUGCUUGUUCUGUAUGCGGCCUCGCCUUCUGUGAUACGUCAAAUCUCAAAAAGCACAUAGCGACUCAUAUGAAAGAUGGAGGGCACCAACUACAAGCAAAAACGUACCACUGCUCUUACUGUACAAAACUCUUUUCCAGACCUUCGGAGUUGAAAAGACACUUUGCAACCCACACAAAUUCAAGGCCUUUUUCUUGUGAUUUUUGCGGAUUGGCGUUCGGUGAUACUUCAAAUUUAAGAAAACACAUCACGAGUCAUGCCAGAUCUGGCUUAAAGAACUGUGUCAUCUGCUCUGCCAUCUUCGACACUUUUGAGGACCUCGAAGUGCACAUUGCGACACAUCCAAAAACGACUGAGGAGCAAUCAGAGUGUGUCCGCUGUGAUAUAUGUGGCAAAUCUUUUUCCUCAGAACUUUACCUUUCUGGGCACAGAGCUGGCCAUACCGAAGCCAGGCCCUAUCCUUGUUCGCAGUGCCUCAAGACAUUCAAAUCUCUAUCCCAUCUUAAAAACCACAUACUGACUCAUACAGGGGACCGGGGCCAUGUGUGUAGCACAUGUGGUAAAGCGUUUUUAACAAAGUCAAGUCUACGUAGACAUGAGACUAUACAUUCCAGAUCUUUGCCACUUGUGCCACAGCAAUAUUACAAUAACGGUAGUGAAAACUUAAUUUUGUCCGUUGCAGAAAAAAUAGUGGAUGAUGAUCAAAGGGUUGAUCAAGAUAUACCUUGUUCCCAGUAAAUUCAAUUUUAUAUUUUAACAAGAAACACAUUUGUAUCAUUAAUAUUAUGUAUAUAGGCAUAUUUACACUAAAAACAUUAUGACUAAAUUAUGAUUCUAUUGGAAUAUGAUUGUGCCGUGAAAACAAUUACAUUACUUGAAUAGUGUUUGAAAUUCAAUACAUAUUGAAAUUAAAGAAAUCUUUUUUUCUUAAAUAUGAA